This is a messenger RNA of Nymphaea colorata (pocket water lily), 915 nucleotides long. RefSeq names its product putative cysteine-rich receptor-like protein kinase 20. Lineage: Eukaryota; Viridiplantae; Streptophyta; Magnoliopsida; Nymphaeales; Nymphaeaceae. The record is from RefSeq and is a predicted model, not a curated record. Bases 1 to 915 code for a protein of 304 amino acids. Gene Ontology annotation, biological process: protein phosphorylation. Gene Ontology annotation, molecular function: protein kinase activity; ATP binding. The transcript has 3 exons.
AUGGUUUACCCUGAUAUGGCGCCAAGCUUGUUGAAGGUUGCCUUCUAUAUCCUCCUCCUCCUCCUCCUCCUGCUUUCUUUCCAUGUCGACCAUGCAAUGAGCACGAACGACUAUAUUGACAGCCGCUGCAGCAUCACUACGAAUUACACGGAUGGAAGCACGUUUGAAGUAAUUAUGCGCAGCCUCUUCUCCACCUUCACCAACGACCCCGUCGACUCUUUUCCUAGUUUUUCCAAAGCCACACUGGUUAAUGGAUCUGAUACAGUCUAUGGCCUGGUGCAGUGCAGGGGUGACAUUGGCCAGGAUAGCUGCAAGGAGUGCAUCUCUAAUUCCACCCAACAAGUCAUCAAAUACUGCCCCAACGCAAUGGAUGCCAUCGUGUGGUAUGAAAAGUGCCAGUUGCGCUACUCCAAUACCAACUUCUUUGGUCACCUUAAUGUCAAGGAUUAUGGUUCUUGGAAUUGGAUCGAUGAUAAAAUGGAACACCCCAAAGCUUUUAACGAAAAGUUGGGUAGUCUGCUGAAGAAUCUCACUGAUCAAGCGACAACAGUGCCUAAUUCAAUGCUUUCAAUGUUUCCAAUGUCCAUGUUUGCUAUGGGCAACAUCACCUACGAUGAUCUACAGACAAUAUACAGGCUGGUGCAGUGCACCGGGGAUACCAGCCGUGCUGAUUGCAAGCAGUGUUUGAAUGGCACCAGGGAUCUGAAAGAAAGCAACAAUUUAUUAGAUAAAGACAUGAACCCCAAGAUCUCAGAUUUCGGCACUGCAAAGAUCGUUGAGACAGACCAAACACAAACCAAAACACUUGAGAUUUUGGGAACUCGUGGAUAUAUGGCACCUGAGUAUCUUCUUGAAGGAAGGGUGUCAGUAAAGAUAGAUGUUUACAGCUUUGGUGUUUUGCUGCUGGAGAUGUAA